ACGUGUCUCAGUCUUCAACGUAACGUGAACGGAGGAAAGGCGAUGCUCCCGCUCCUCAGCCCCUGCACCUCCUCAUCCUCCUCUUCCUCUUCGCUCCUUUUCUUCGUCUUUUACGCGUCCCAGUCCGUAACGGGGGACUGACACAACCCUCACUCACACACCCAGAGGAAGGAUUACAAACACAUCCGAGCCGGUUCCGGACCUCCAUUGGCAAACAUCAGCGGCAGCGAGCCCCAGUUGUGGCCGGUGGGCAUGGUUUUAGAGGGCAGCUCAGAGGCGCUGUGUCCCCCCCCAUCUCUGGAGCUGCGUCCGUCCUGCAACAAGACCCAGCCCUCGCCUUCUCUGGGGUCCAGCUCGCAACCCCACGACGGAGUCUUCUCUGAGGACAAGGAGCCCGUCAAGUACGGCGAGCUCAUCGUCUUAGGGCACAAUGGGUCACUGGCCAAUGGGGACAAGGGUCGCAGAAGAAGUCGCCUGGCCCUUUAUAAGAGACCCAAAGCCAACGGGGUCAAACCAGAUGUUAUCCACAAUGUGUCAACCCCUCUGGUGUCAAAGGCACUCAGCAACAAAAGCCAGCACAGCAUCUCCUACACACUGUCACGGAGCCACUCUGUCAUUGUGGAAUACACCCAUGACACCAACACAGACAUGUUUCAGAUUGGCCGGUCCACAGAGAGCAUGAUCGACUUCGUGGUAACAGACACGGCGGGCAGUGGCAGUGGUCAGGGUGGGGGCGGUGGUGGUGGCGGCGGUGGCGGUGGUGGGGCAGCAGUGGAGGGCAGUGGAGGUGGAGGUGGAGGCCAGUCCGCCCAGAGCACCAUCAGCCGCUACGCCUGCCGCAUCAUGUGUGAACGCAGCGCUCCCUACACGGCUCGCAUCUACGCCGCCGGCUUCGACUCGUCCAAGAACAUCUUCCUGGGGGAGCGCGCUGCCAAAUGGAGGACGUCGGACGGUUUGAUGGAUGGCCUGACCACCAACGGCGUGCUGGUGAUGCACCCAGCGGGGGAGUUUGUAUCUGAGCCAGCCCCGGGUGUCUGGAGGGAAAUCUCAGUUUGCGGCAACGUCUUUGCCCUGAGGGAGACCCGCUCCGCCCAGCAGAGGGGAAAACUGGUUGAGAAUGAGUCAAACACCCUCCAGGACGGAUCCCUCAUCGAUCUAUGUGGAGCCACCCUGCUGUGGAGGACCCCUGCUGGGCUGCGCCACACCCCCACCCUCAAACAGCUGGAGUCCCUUCGCCAGGAGCUGAACGCGGCCCGGCCCCAGUGUCCGGUGGGCUUCAACACCCUGGCCUUCCCCAGUCUGGCCCAGCGCGAGAUCGUCGACAAGAAGCAACCCUGGGUUUACGUCAACUGCGGUCACGUACACGGAUACCACAACUGGGGUUACCGCAAGGAGAAAGGCCCCGCCGGUCCUGGGGGGACGGCGCCGGCCAGCACUGGGGAGAGGGAGUGUCCCAUGUGCCGGAGAGUGGGCCCUUAUGUGCCGCUGUGGCUGGGCUGUGAGGGGGGGUUGUACCUGGACGCCGGGCCACCCACUCACGCGUUCUGCCCCUGUGGUCACGUAUGCUCAGAAAAGACAGUGGUGGGCUGGAGCCAGAUCCCGUUACCACACGGCACCCAUGCCUUUCACGCUGCCUGCCCCUUCUGUGGCACCUGGUUGACGGGGGAGCAGGGCCACAUCAAACUCAUCUUCCAGGGCCCCGUCGACUGAAGCCCCCACCCGUCGGAAGAAGCACUCAGAGGAACGCGGUGUGGACGGAGCUGAUUAAAGACUGUGCUAGAACAAAAAUGUGAACACUCGAGUCUGGGCUGACGGAGAACGCACUGAUUGCUGAAGAACAGGAAAAGGACUGUUGAAAGGACGGACUGAAAGCAACAUGCAAUAGUAGACGCCAAGGCUUCAAAUGAAAUAUGAUGUGUAUGGAGAGAAUGUAAAUAAAUUGUGUUGAAAUGAA
Messenger RNA from Sphaeramia orbicularis (orbiculate cardinalfish), 1954 nucleotides. RefSeq names its product pellino E3 ubiquitin protein ligase family member 3 (gene peli3). The transcript is spliced from 7 exons. The record is from RefSeq and is a predicted model, not a curated record. Lineage: Eukaryota; Metazoa; Chordata; Actinopteri; Kurtiformes; Apogonidae. Bases 253 to 1710 code for a protein of 485 amino acids. Gene Ontology annotation, biological process: protein K63-linked ubiquitination; regulation of Toll signaling pathway. Gene Ontology annotation, molecular function: protein binding; ubiquitin protein ligase activity.